Molecule: messenger RNA, 1820 nt
Organism: Agelaius phoeniceus (red-winged blackbird)
Lineage: Eukaryota; Metazoa; Chordata; Aves; Passeriformes; Icteridae
Gene: PGLS
Product: 6-phosphogluconolactonase
Biological process (GO): pentose-phosphate shunt; carbohydrate metabolic process
Molecular function (GO): 6-phosphogluconolactonase activity
Source: RefSeq, a predicted model, not a curated record
CUGAAAAUUCUGCUGAAAAACCCGAAAAUCCCAUUGAAAAAAGCUGAAAAUCAUGCUGAGAAACCUCCCUGGGAUCCCAAAAACUCAAAAAUGCUGUUGGGAACCCCCCUGGAUUUUCUGGAAAACAGCAGAAAUGCCCAGGAAAAAAUGGAGGGAUUUCUUCUAAAACAACACAAUUCCCAGGAAAAAUUGUAGGAUUUCCUGGAAAACCGCAGAAUUCCCAGGAAAACUGAGGGAUUUGGAGGAUAAAAACAGAUUUGACUGUAGAACAGCGGCGUUCCCGAGGAUCCAGGAGGAACCCAGCAGAAUUCCCAGGAAUUUCCAGGAAAAUUGUGACUUUUUUUCUGAGGGAAAACAGCAGAAUUCCAAGGAAAAGCGGGACUCGCCCUCACAGGCGCUAAUUAACUCCGACAGCGUUAAUUAACGACUAAUUCGUGCCUAAUUAACCCCUCUAGGGACUCCUUUGUGCCAGCACGGACAUAUUUAUUGCAAUUAACCCAAUCGGGCCGUUUUUAACCCGAUUCGCUCCGUUUGGUUGUGCCUGACCGCGAGGCCAUUAAAACCCAGCGACUGCGCCGCGUGCUGUGCUGCGGGGCUCGGGGGAACAGCGAGGGAGGUUUGUGUGGGGGUGGAGCGGGAGAAGGGCAGCGAGGGAACCGCGCUCCUCCGGGCAGCGCCGCCACGCGAGGCCGAGGCUUCACUAGGCCGCGCUAGGCCGCGCGUUGCUAAGCAACGCGUCGCGCUCUGACGCAACUCCCUGCCCUGGUCGCUCAGCAACGCGUCGCGCUGCUGACGUCACUUCCUCUUUCUUCUUCCUCCUCCCUCCCCGGCGCCGCCAUCAUGGCGGCCGUGUCGGUGUUCCCGUCCCAAAGCGAGCUCGGCGCGGCCCUGGCGCGGUUGGUGGCGGAGGCGGCGGCCGAGGCGGUGGCGAGCAGCGGCCGCUUCACGCUGGGGCUGUCCGGGGGCUCGAUGGUGCCGCUGCUGGCGCGGGAGCUGCCGCCCGCCCUCAGGGCCGUGCCCGGUUCCGAUCCGAGCCGCUGGCUCGUGGCGUUCUGCGAUGAGCGCCUGGUGCCGCCCGAGCACCCCGAGAGCACCGGCGGCGCCUACCGGGCCCAGCUGCUGCCCCAGUUUGAUGCCCCCCCCCAGGUGCUCUGGGUCCGUUCCGAGCUGGGCCCGGCCGAGGCCGCCCGGGACUACGAGGAGCAGCUCAGGAAGGCGUUCCCAGGCCAGGCCCCGCCCCGUUUUGACGCGCUGCUGCUGGGGGUGGGGCCUGACGGUCACACGGCCUCGCUGUUCCCAGGCCACGCCCUGCUCCAGGAGCAGGAUUCCCUCAUUUCCUUCCUGGAGGACUCUCCCAAGCCGCCUCCCCAGCGGGUGACGAUGACGCUGCCGCUGCUCAACGCCGCCCAAUCCCUGCUGCUCGUGGCCACCGGCGCCUCCAAGGCCCCUGUGAUCAAGCGCAUCCUGGAGCAGCAGGAGCAGCCCCCGGUCCCGGCCGCGCGGCUCCGCCCCCGCUCGGGGCGGCUCCGGUGGCUCCUGGACCGCGAGGCGGCGGCGGAGCUGAGCGGGGACCCCGGAAAGGGGCCCUGAAAUGGGGAAAUCCCGGAAUUUCGGGCAAAAACGGCUGUGAAAUGGUGAAAUUCUGUGGGGAAAAUGGGUUUAAAAUGGUGGAAUUCCUGGGAAAAUGGGUUUAAAAUGGGGGAAUUCAUGGGAAAAUGUCCCUAAAAGGGUGGAAUUCCAGGGAAAAAUGGCUUUAAAAUGGAGAAAUUCUGUGGGAAAAUGUCCUUAAAAUGGAGAAAUUCAUGGAAAAAUGUUCUUAA